Medioppia subpectinata is the source of this 659-nucleotide messenger RNA. The record is from the annotation of a GenBank genome assembly. Lineage: Eukaryota; Metazoa; Arthropoda; Arachnida; Sarcoptiformes; Oppiidae.
AUGCGUAUGUCCACACAAUCACCUAUCUCAUUGUCGGGUCUAUGCUCAGCAAAAUCAGCCCAAAUACUUGUGACCACAAAUUAUGGCUUAUAUUUUGGCGAUAAAACACGGAUUGUGGUGAAAAUGUUAUGCACCUUGGUUAUAUCGUUUGCGAUAUGUUGGAUGCCAUUGCAGAUCUUCAAUCUGGUUCUGUGGCUGUUUGACGAUCUCCGCCGCCUUCAGACCCGACAGCAGUACUACUUCUAUGUCUACUCCUAUUUCUCGUGUCAUUUCCUAUCGAUUAUUCACUCACUAAUCGAUCCAUUGAUCUAUUGUUUUAUGAGCAAAAACUUCAAAAAUAUUCUGUUACAAGACAUCAGUUCAAUGAUAUGCUGCGGAAGAGGCAGAAGCCCUGCCAACCGGUGCUCUAAUGAAGUCAUAUCUCAGACACAGAUCACAAUCACUCAAAGGAGAUCCGUUCAGGACAUACCAUCUCAGCUCAACUGUUCAUCUCUUAUGUAAAUCACAGAAAUGUUAUCAUAUAUUAUAUAAUAAUAAAUAUAUAUUUCCUAUUCAUAAGAGUCUUAUAUGUUAUAUAAAUAUAUGAAUUUCUAAAGAAUAUUCUGAGAGGUUUUGCUUUAAGCUGAAGAGUUUGGUUGAGAGCUAUCGGAAUCGAUGAG